This is a messenger RNA of Opisthorchis viverrini, 2250 nucleotides long. RefSeq lists its product as hypothetical. The record is from RefSeq and is a predicted model, not a curated record. NCBI's taxonomy places the organism in Eukaryota, Metazoa, Platyhelminthes, Trematoda, Opisthorchiida, Opisthorchiidae. Gene Ontology annotation, molecular function: cytokine activity; frizzled binding. The coding region runs from base 7 to 2250 and encodes 747 amino acids. Gene Ontology annotation, cellular component: extracellular region. Gene Ontology annotation, biological process: canonical Wnt signaling pathway; neuron differentiation; cell fate commitment. The transcript is spliced from 9 exons.
ACUUUCAUGGAAACCUUAAAGUGUAACAACACCUGGCAUCUCAUUCUUAGGUUGGACACGAUCGCCAAACUACUGCAUUCUCAUCCACUGUCAACAGAAGGACGUCGUCGGGUUUAUGCUGCGUCAGUAAUUGACCUACAGCCAAAUCGACUCACGUACGAGAGCGACCCCGACCAGUUUGACUGGUCUCAGCAAGCACACAUGGGCCAGGCUGGUACUCACAAUAUCAUGAUGCAUGGUUUGACAAGUCAACAGAAUGCCCCCUCGGUGGUUGGCUGGAGAAGAAAAUCCAGAAUGUCGGAUGAACCUAGAGCCAUGGAUGAGGUUUUGUUUCGAGUUUUUCAUAAUGUGGCAUACUUAGAAGACCCCUCUGUUUCCCAUCCAUCCAACAACAAGCCCGUCCCAUACGACCAUAGUUCAUGGGUGGCAGAUCGACUACGAGAACGGAUUGAACUUUAUCGCAAAUGGAUGUCGCCAAAACAGUGGAAGCAAUUCCUAUCGGAAACGCUGCCCGGUAGAGAAAACCAACGAUUCAAUCUUGCUCUUUUCGAAGCUGCCUCGGUUGGCGUCCGGCGUGCUGUGGCGGAAUGUCGCUUUCAGUUUCGUUAUGAGAGAUGGAACUGCAGUCAAAGUUCCGACGAAGACACAGCUCUCUUUGGAAAUAUUCUGCUCAAAGGUAUUCCACAAACAGCUUUCGUCUAUUCCAUCAUUAACGCCGGUAUCGUUCAGUCUGUUGCUGAAGCCUGCUUGGGACAGAUUGACAACUGUCCGUGCAACAAUCGUGGCCGUGAGAUUUCUAGUGCUGACUGGCAGUGGCAAGGAUGUGAUCAUAACAUUCAUUUCGGCAGCAAAUUCUCGCGGCGCUUAUUGGAUACGAUGGAGCGUGGAUCCCACAUUCGAUAUCGUAUGAAUUUGCAUAACAACAAAGUUGGCCGAAUGGUAAGUUAUAACUCUACGUGUCCAGGACAAAAAGACAAAAUACGUCCAACGUGCGUUGGUGGAGUAGUAGUUACACACUCGCCUCGCAUGUCAGAUGCCCGGGUUUCAAAUCCUGGCACGGUCAAUGGAUAUGCACUGCUGAUGAGCGAAACUCGAGCCCAGUGCUUCCCUUUAGUUGCUGAAACCUCUUCGACGGCCAACAACUGGUUUCACUCUUCUUGGGCUUCAGCAGGUAGGCGCAGCCCUCGAGUUUCCGUCAACCCUGUGUUCUACUUGAACCCGAAUUGCACUAAUUUAGAGAACUACACUCAUUUUCAUGCCAGUUUACUGGUAACCAGAAAUAUGGAACGCCAUUGUCGCUGCCAUGGUACCAGUGGGUCGUGCACACUGAGGACAUGCUACCGCCGGACCCCGAGGAUGCGAACCUUGGGUAAUCUUCUGAAGCAGAUGUAUGAGCGUCACCUAGUGCGACUCCAGCCAAGGCUCUUCAUCGUCAUCAUCAUCAUCAUCAUCAUCAUCGACAGCAUGACAUCAGUGUACAACACCAAUGCUUCACUGCCGUACAACCGUGGUUUAUUUGAAAGCCAUAUCGUAGAUAAAAGAGUAAAGCUUACCACAAUCACUCCGAGGUGCCUAAACCUCCUAGACAAGAACACCACUGACAUCAGUUGGCAGCUGUAUCUUGCAGUGCCUCCAUCCAGGCAUAGUGAGGAUCAGAUGAGUCUAAAUGGAAAUAGUCCUGAUAGAGUCGAAUUUAAACAAACCAAAAGGCAAGAUUACGCUAUAGAUGCGGAGUUUCGUGGUCCCAAUUGGCAGCAGAAACUCCCAAAUCAGUUCACUCCAAGGCAAAAUCAACCAACCUAUAGGUAUAUGGUUAACCGAGUCCAGAGAACUGCGUAUCAGCAUCCAUUUCCUUUGGGCACAAACGAAGGGAUAUACAAUCGGCAAUGGAACAGACAGAAUCAACAACAACGAGCUCUUCCACCUUGGAAUUUGAAACGCGAUCAAUCUUUUCCUUUGACUGAGAUCAAUCUGACCAAUCCAAGCUACACUCACCUUGUCUACUACGAACCGACGCCAAACAAAUUAUUUUGUGAAGCGGAGCCUCAGCUGCAUAUCACGGGAACACAUGGUCGUGUUUGCAAUUCUAGCUCACUUGGAGCUGACAACUGUCAUCACCUAUGCUGCGGGCGCGGUCAUCUAACGCAUCACUUCUACGUUAUGGAGUCAUGUCAUUGCAAAUUCAUAUGGUGCUGCCGCGUCGAGUGCCAACAGUGUCUGGUACUGAAACGAGUCGAAACUUGCAACUAA